Scomber scombrus (Atlantic mackerel) is the source of this 1207-nucleotide messenger RNA. RefSeq lists its product as uncharacterized. The transcript is spliced from 6 exons. Lineage: Eukaryota; Metazoa; Chordata; Actinopteri; Scombriformes; Scombridae. The coding region runs from base 69 to 1190 and encodes 373 amino acids. The record is from RefSeq and is a predicted model, not a curated record.
UCAAGAGAGUUCUGGAACAAAAGCCUGGAGGGGAGAAAAUACUUAAAGAAUAUGCAACAAAAGGAGAGAUGAAGGAUCGAACACGCCGUGAACUUGUCAACAUUGUUGUCGCUGAUAUGUUGGAAAAGUAUGGAAGAGCUCCGCCAAAGGACAAAAGAACACAAUAUGCAUUGGGGAUUGUGACACUGUUCCCUUCUCUAAAAGAUCCCUACUCGAAAAUGGGCUAUGAGCAUUUCUAUGAUGCAGAUAGCAACGAGGGCUACAUUGCCUGGAAGCUCAAAAACACACAGCGAGAACUCAGCGGCGGCAGUAACAGUGGAGUUCGGAGAAGGAGCUCUCAAACUUCAGACAGCAGUGGACCGGAGUUGGAGAGGGAAGUAACUAAAGAGCAACAGCUGGAGGGAGACCAAUGCUGCGAGGCCGUAUCUCUACUGAAACACAGCACAGACAAAGAACAGAUCUUGAUAAAAAUGAGAGCAACCUUCCAACACAGACAAAAGUUGAUCCAUGAUCCUGAGCGAUGCAGCACAGUGCUUACAGUUUUCCCAAGAUUCCUUGACACAAAAGGCCUUGUUCUACAGGACUUUGAGCUGUUGUUUGGAGCAGAGACUUCAUCAAAAUUCUUGGAGAAGUGGGGAACACUCCUGAAGGCGAAAGUAAUCGAGCAAGCCAAAAACCUCAGUAAGACACCCCAGCUUGACUAUCUCAUUCAGUCUGCAGACGAGAACCCUGAUGAGGAUGACGAGGUCCCAGGUUGGGAUAGUGACAUGGCCUCAAUCCUCCUGCUGGUCUACCUCCUGCCACCAAGUGGAAAGAAGGGAGCCGUGAAGAUCAGUAUCCGGGAAGCUGUGGAUCAUGUAGUGAAGUUUCAUAAGGCGGGUCGCAGCCUUCAGGAGCACUCUGGUCCAGCCCAGCGGAAGCAGCCCUACAUCCUGGCCGUUGGCAUGACAAGAAACAACAUCCAUGAAUACUACAUUGCAAUGGAUGGUGAGCUCCUUCCCUGCAAGGCCAAGUCUUCCCUGUCAGCCUUUGAUGAACUUUUCAAGACACAUUAUGUGUUUGGCAUCUCCUAUGACCAGGCCCUAAACAGCAUGUACACAUUUGUGCAAACCACCAUCUACAAUAUCGAUGUAGGGCUUUCUCAUGAAACUCCCAGAGUCAAGGACCUUAGGGCAAAGCUCCUCAACUGAAGUUGUGAUGUACAAAU